Synchiropus splendidus (mandarinfish) is the source of this 2076-nucleotide messenger RNA. Its product is annotated as UDP-glucuronosyltransferase 2B1-like. The coding region runs from base 265 to 1836 and encodes 523 amino acids. Gene Ontology annotation, molecular function: UDP-glycosyltransferase activity. The record is from RefSeq and is a predicted model, not a curated record. Lineage: Eukaryota; Metazoa; Chordata; Actinopteri; Syngnathiformes; Callionymidae. The transcript is spliced from 5 exons.
AUCUCAUACAAAACUUUAAGAACGAUGAUCCUGCUUUUUGCUUCGAUUGUUUCUCUCCUGGCUUCCACCACCCACGCUGGAAAGGUUCUGGUAUUUCCGCAAGACGGCAGCCACUGGGUGAACAUGCAGAAGUGAAGGUGGCUGGUUCUCUGCAGGGAAGCUUGGUCCAGGGAAGAGCCUCGGCUCAGAUCAGAAGUGAAGGUGGCUGGUUCUCUGCAGGGAAGCUUGGUCCAGGGAAGAGCCUCGGCUCAGAUCAGAGUGAAGAUGUAUCGUGUCUGGAUCAGUAUCUUCCUCCUCUGUGCUGCUGUGACUGAGGGAGGGAAAGUCCUGGUGUAUCCAGUGGAUGGGAGCCACUGGGUGAACAUGAAGGUCCUCAUCGAGGAGCUGCACUCCAGAGGCCACCAGGUGGCGGUGUUCCGACCGAGAGACAGCUGGUACAUCAAGGAGAAGUCACGCUUCUACACCUCCAUCCCUCUGGAUCACGACUCUGGAUUUGAUGAAGAAUUUGUAAGUAGGUUUGCAUUCAAAUUAUUGAAGAUACAGCAAGAUGGAUUGUCCUUCUGGGUCCACUAUGAACUGAUGAUGGAAGCAAUCAAAAACUUUGCCAAGCUGCACGAGAAGAGCAGUAACCUGCUGGAGGCACUUUUGGAGAACAAAAAUCUCGUCAAGUCUCUGAAGGAGGAAAACUAUGACCUCGUCCUGACCGACCCUGGUGUUCCUGCAGGAGCUAUUCUCAGCCACUACCUAAAGAUCCCACUUGUUUUCAAUGUCAGAUGGGCUGGCAAAGGUGAUGGACAUUUUGUUCUUGCACCUUCUCCUCUGUCUUACAUCCCCAUGACAGGGACAGAGUUCAGUGACAAAAUGAGCUUCUUAGAGAGAGUUGUUAACAUGCUUGUUUACUUUUUGGGGGAAUACCAGUUUGCAAAGCAUUUCGCACCUUAUUACAGUGACAUUAUCAAUAAAUAUCUAGGUACAGAGAUGGACUACAACUCCAUUCUCCAAGCUGCAGAUCUGUGGCUCAUGAGAGUGGACUUUGUUUUCGAGUUCCCUCGUCCCACCAUGCCCAACAUCAUCUACAUCGGUGGCUUCCAGUGCAAACCUGCAAAACCACUGCCUGAGGACUUGGAGGAGUUUGUCCAGAGUUCUGGAGAACAUGGGGUCAUUGUCAUGUCUCUUGGGACAAUAAUCGGAGCACUUCCUGGCGAUGUAGCGAACAAUAUCGCAGCAGCGUUCGCCAGGCUACCGCAGAAGGUCAUCUGGAGGCACACAGGUGACAGACCAACAACCCUGGGCAACAACACCUUGCUGGUUGACUGGAUGCCACAGAAGGACCUCUUAGGACAUCCCAAAGUCAAACUGUUUGUGCCUCACGGAGGAACCAACGGAGUCCAGGAAGCCAUCUACCAUGGCGUCCCAAUACUUGGAAUGCCACUGAUCUUUGAUCAGCGAGAUAACGUCUUGCGAAUCGUGGCACGUGGGGCUGGAAAGAUUAUUCGUUUCUCCGAUCUGACAGAAGAGACUUUCUACAAGGAUCUCCAGGAGGUCCUGACCAACCCGUCCUACAGGAGCAACAUGCAGAGACUCUCCAGGCUUCACAGGGAUCAGCCCAAGACGCCAAUGGACACUGCCAUCUUCUGGCUAGAGUUUGUAAUGAGACACAAAGGAGCUGCCCACCUCAGAUCUGAGUCCUUCAAGCUCUCCUGGUAUCAGUAUCACUGUGUCGAUGUCAUGCUUGUGUUAGCGACAGCGGUGAUCCUGACAGUUGGCCUUGUUGCUUCUUUCAUUCGGUGCUUAUGUGCGAGAGUUUGUCACAGAACAAAAAGGAAACACGAUUAAAAUCUUCUCAAUGCAGGAUUGAAAAAAGUCAAUGUUUCCCUUUAGAGCAAGUGAAAUUGAAUUUAGAAGACACUUUCACAUCAUAAUUGAGCAACAAUGGUGUUUAGACUUAUAAAGCUGGUAAUUCACCAUGCCAUUCACACAUCUUUUACCAUAUAUAUAUAUAUAUAUAUAUAUAUAUAUAUAAUUUUGUCGACCGGAGGCCACCUCUAAAAAGGCUUCAGCAGAAGAAGAAUUAAU